Molecule: messenger RNA, 510 nt
Organism: Drepanopeziza brunnea f. sp. 'multigermtubi' MB_m1
Lineage: Eukaryota; Fungi; Ascomycota; Leotiomycetes; Helotiales; Drepanopezizaceae
Source: RefSeq, a predicted model, not a curated record
AUGGUCGCGUUGUCAAAAGCAGGUUUGGUGCAAACAUGUGAUGGAAGGCGUGGAAGCACAGAAACCACCAGCAAACUCAUUGCCCUUCGCUCAACCCACCCAGGAGAUGUUGAGCGAGCUCCGAUAUUUGCCUUCAUCACGAGGUCUGUGGUCGCCCUCGGCUUGCAUUUGCAUCCCGACCGUACCGUCACACCUUCGAGGUCCUCUCUCGGAAUGGAUAUCGGAGAAUUGGAGAAUUCGAGGGGGGGGGGAGAGAGACAAGAGAGAGAGAGAGAGGAGAGAGAAGAGAGAGAGAAGAGAGAGAGAAGAGAAGAGAGGGAGAGAGACUUGGAAACCGAGUCCAAGCGAGAAAGCACCUGCCCGUCAUCAAACUCUGACAGCGGCAUUGCCCGGCACUGGAUCAUUGAUUUUCAUGGCAGCGAUGCCAUUGUCCCCGUUAUUGUCCCCGAUAUUGUCCCCGAUACUCGAUUCGCCCGGAGACCUCGUGACCGGCGUAGCAAGAAGUCGUGA